AUGAGAGACUCUCCGUCGCCGGAUCAACAUGGUGUAUAUAACAGUGCCCCGCUGUACCCACCCCUUAGAAGGAGCGGACGAACUCUGUACGAGACGCCGCAGCAGCAACAGCAACAACAACAACAGCCAACACAAUAUCACACCUCUGCGGCGUCAUUGCCGUCGGACUAUGCGCUGGGGUUAUCGCCGUAUCCUCCGACGCAUGGGAUCUCGGCCAGCAGCUCGCCGCAACCCACUGAUAAUUAUAUGGACUCCUUCUCGGGAAUGCAGAUGCCGGAUGUUUUGGAUAUGAACAUGGACUCAACGUCGAUGGGAAUUGAUCUCGGCAUCCUCAGUGCGGAGGAGCAUCACGACCUGCGGAUUCUCGAAGAGAGGGCGCGGAGAUCGGGCCCGGCUAGAAGUGAACCUGAAGUACUGGACAUCAGCGGCAGCGAAAGGAAGCGUCGCCACCGGCGGGCUCCGAGUGACGAAAGUACGGAUACCACCACGUCCGGAAAACCCAGCGCUACUAAGAAGCAAAGGGGAAGACCGAGACUGGAUCCAAAAGACGAGAAUGCGGCCGAUCGUCGACGGACACAGAUCAGACUCGCUCAGCGUGCGUACCGGCUGCGGAAAGAGACGACAAUAUCUUCAUUGCGUAAUCGGGUCACCCAGCUCGAGGGUUCCGUGGAAGCCAUGCAGAGUACCUUCUUUGAGAUGCAUUCGUCGGCUAUGGAUUUCAUCAAGGAGCUUGAUAGCCCCGCUCAACAAGAAGCAUACAGCGCGAUCCUUAGAACAGGAGCGGAACGGUUCGUCGCAGUAGCGAGGGGUGCCAUCGGGCAGGAUUCUGGCGACUCGUUAGGGGAGGAAGAUACUGGAGACGACCAACCCCAUAGCCGCCAGAGACCGCGGAGCCGAGAUGACGGAGGUCCUGCAUCCGGUGGUACCAGCAACAACACUUCGAUGCCCUCGUGGGGCGGAUAUCAGAUCGCCUAUGGCCGCGACCCUCAGCAGGAAGCAUACGACACCCAACAAGGCGGAUCAACCUCAUCCUCGUCACGAGCGACCUACGAAACUCCCGCCCAAGAUCCAAUCGACAAUAUUUUCUACCAGAAUUUCAACCUGUUCCCCGCGAUCCGGCAGGAGUUGGAUCCGGUAAGCUACAGCUUCCAGGAAUCCUCCUUCUCUCGUCGGCUUCACCGCGCCUGCCUCGAGAGUGCCCACCAUCUGCUCUCUACAGCCUCAGCACACCAACAUGAAGUUUCAAAGACAUUUGCAUACAGCCGCUGCUACGCUUCGCGCGAGGAAAUUCUCAGCACCAUCACUCGCAUGCUCCGAGGCGGCGCCACAGACCCCCUCAACCCAUCCGCGUACGCCGAGACCGGUCCCGCCGUCUCCAACGAAGCAUACGAAAUAUCCCUGCGGGCCUCUAUGGGCCGCAAACAGUUGGCUAUGCUUGGAAUCACCGACAAGUUCCUUAAGCCAGUAGACGUUGAACAGCGCUUGGUGGAGAAAGGCCUCCAGGCCGACAUCGAUGCCUCCAACGCCAGCGACCACGCAGGGAGCCCGGCGUCAAGUCAGGAUCUAGGGUACCACUCAUCCGGCUGCAGCAAUGGAUCCAUGGACUCCACCGCCAACUGCUGCGACGUGGAUAUGGAGACGGGUUUCUCGGCUGCCUCCGAGGCAGUCGAGGAAGUGAUGCACAUGCAGCCAGUCACCGAAGGCGCAAAACGGCGGGUGGAUAUGGAUGUUCUCAUCAAAGGUUAG
This is a messenger RNA of Tricharina praecox, 1746 nucleotides long. RefSeq lists its product as uncharacterized. The transcript has 2 exons. Gene Ontology annotation, molecular function: DNA-binding transcription factor activity. Bases 1 to 1746 code for a protein of 581 amino acids. The record is from RefSeq and is a predicted model, not a curated record. Gene Ontology annotation, biological process: regulation of DNA-templated transcription. Lineage: Eukaryota; Fungi; Ascomycota; Pezizomycetes; Pezizales; Pyronemataceae.